Molecule: messenger RNA, 1378 nt
Organism: Syngnathus acus (greater pipefish)
Lineage: Eukaryota; Metazoa; Chordata; Actinopteri; Syngnathiformes; Syngnathidae
Product: gastrula zinc finger protein XlCGF7.1-like
Exons: 2
Coding region: 410-1300 (296 amino acids)
Cellular component (GO): nucleus
Source: RefSeq, a predicted model, not a curated record
CCCGAAGAAGAAGAAGAAGAAGAAGAAGAAGAAGAGAAAAGGCGGAAGUAAGCCACACGUCGCCGAGCGGCGCCCGAUCGUUCCUCCAAGCACUUUAUUAACGCUUUCAAAUCCAAGCUAGGGAUUUUUGUUGUUUUUAUCGACAGUAGAAGGCGUCAAUCCCAUUGAGACCUUUACUCCACUCUCGCGCAACCAAGCGUCUCUGUUUAGCUUAGCUCGUUAGCUUGCUAACAAAAAGUCACAGAAGUUUGCAACAUGCUAAGGUGGCUUGAGCCUCGAGUGUUUGUCUUUUGAGGGAAAACAUUGGUAGAAAAAUGAAGAAGAAAAAAUCUUCGUAGUAUUGUCAAAAGCAACAACAACGGAGAACGAGAAGGAACGAAAGAAUGACAAUCGGCGACUGGACGCUCCAAUGGAUUCUCACGCCGCAGCAGGUGUUGAGCGGAGAGAGAAGCUCUCGGGCGUGACAUGCGAAGCUUUGGAGGCCCAAGAGGAGGCGCUGUGGUCGCCCUGCCUCAAAGGGGAAGCAUGCCCCUUCAUCAAAAAGGAGGGGGAGGAGGGGACCGGCUCCCCCAGCAUCAAGGAGGAAGAGCAAGAAGUCGGCAUCAGCCAGGAAGCUGACGCCGGCAAGCAUACAGUCGCCGCGGUGAAGAGCGAAGACGGCAACCGUGGCGGCAAGGAGAAGCCCACGGCGCCGUUCGCAGAAACGUCCUCGCCAUCGCGCCGCUCUCCAGACGAGGACCGCCCGAGAGGAGGCCCCAGGAGCUCCAAAGCCUUCAGGUGCCCUCAGUGCGCCAAAACGUUUGGUAGCAAGAGCAACCUGAAGCGCCACAUGGGCUGCCACACGGGAGAAAAACUGUUCGGCUGCUCAGCGUGCGGCAAGCGUUUCUCCCAGAAGGGAAUCUUGAUGCGGCACGCCCGCACGCACACGGGAGAGAAACCGUUCAGCUGCCCCUUCUGCGCCAAAGGCUUCUCCUUGAAGGGAAACCUGCUGACUCACACCCGCAUCCACACCGGCGAGAAACCCUUCUCUUGUUCGGCGUGCGGCGCCAGCUUCACCGUGGGCUCGGCAUUGGUGCAGCACGCGAGGACGCACUCCGGGGAGAGACCCUUUGCCUGCUCUUUCUGCAGUAAAUCCUUCUCUCAGAAAGUCACCUUGAUGACCCACUUGAGAAGACACACGGGGGAGAAGGUGUUCCGAUGCCACGCCUGCGACCGCGCCUUUGCUUACAAGUACCAGCUGGGCAGGCACCCGUGUGGCGGCGGCAAGAGCGCCGACAUUCCGACUUUGAAUCGUAGCUAGCCAACCAACCUCGCCGGAGCUCCUUUCUGUUGCCAUUAUUUGGACCACUUUGGCGAACGGUCGCGGAAAACAUUUUGA